This is a messenger RNA of Pelodiscus sinensis (Chinese soft-shelled turtle), 4888 nucleotides long. RefSeq names its product NIPA like domain containing 1 (gene NIPAL1). Lineage: Eukaryota; Metazoa; Chordata; Testudines; Trionychidae. Gene Ontology annotation, molecular function: magnesium ion transmembrane transporter activity. Gene Ontology annotation, biological process: magnesium ion transport. The record is from RefSeq and is a predicted model, not a curated record. Gene Ontology annotation, cellular component: membrane.
GGGCUGGGAGUGGCUGAGGAAGGUGGGGAGCGGAGCGAGCGGGGAGGGGCGCUUGCCAGUGCAGCGCCGGGCGGGACGGGAUGAGGCAGUGAGGAGACUCAGCGCUCGGCCAGACCGGGUAGCAUGGGGGAGCCGGUGAUGGCGCCAGCUCUGGAGACCUGCCGCGCAGGUGCUGUUCUUUCUUUGAUUUGUCAUGACUCUUAUGAAGCAUUGUGCCAGAUCAUCAACGUGUCAGAAACACAGGCCUCUUUCUUUACCUAUCCAGACAGUCAUUCCAAUGAAACAAACCUGAGUGUUUCCACAUCUGCAGGAAGCAAAUAUAGGCUCUAUGUAGGUGUAGCUUUGGCAAUAGGUUCUAGUAUUUUUGUUGGUUCCAGCUUUAUACUGAAAAAGAAGGGCCUUCUGCAACUGGCUGACAAGGGAGUCACCAGAGCUGGAGAAGGUGGAUAUUCUUAUUUGAAAGAAUGGCUCUGGUGGGCAGGAUUACUUUCAAUGGGAAUAGGGGAGGCUGCCAACUUUGCUGCCUAUGCCUUCGCACCUGCAACCUUGGUUACCCCCUUGGGUGCACUGAGUGUUCUUAUAAGUGCAAUAUUGUCUUCCUAUUUUUUAAAUGAAAAGCUGAAUGUUCAUGGGAAAUUAGGCUGUAUAUUGAGCAUAUUGGGGUCAACUGUGAUGGUUAUUCAUGCCCCUGAAGAAGAGGAAGUCACUUCUUUAGAUGAAAUGGAAAUUAAACUGAAAGAUCCAGUGUUUAUUGCAUUUGCCGUGGUUAUAAGUGUGGUCUCCCUCGUGCUGAUUUUUGUUGUGGCUCCAAGGAAAGGUCAGACAAAUAUACUAGUCUACAUAUCCAUUUGUUCAGUGAUUGGUGCCUUCUCCGUCUCAUCUGUCAAGGGCCUUGGUAUUGCCAUUAAAGAAAUACUGGAGCAGAAGCCGGUUCACCAACAUCCAUUGGUUUAUAUUUUGGUGGCGACUUUAGUGCUUUCAGUCAGCACUCAGAUCAACUAUCUUAACAAAGCAUUGGACAUGUUUAAUACAUCUCUAGUGACACCUAUUUAUUAUGUGUGUUUCACCACUACAGUUGUGACGUGUUCCAUCAUCCUAUUUAAAGAAUGGAAUAGCAUGGACCUAGGUGAUAUCAUUGGCAGUCUCAGUGGAUUCUUCACCAUAAUUAUAGGCAUUUUCCUUUUGCAUGCUUUCAAAAAUACUAAUAUUACCAUGAAGCAACUGACGUCCACUGCUAUAAAAGAACCCUCAUUGCCUCUGCAUAGAUAUGAUGCUCAUCAUACUUUAUUGGAGAACAUGGAGAGCCCAACCUUGGCAUAUGAGGAUGACAAUACUUUAUUCCGUCGAGGAAAUGCUCAGGAAGCUAUGUGCCAUUAAAAUAUCUAGAAAAGUAAAACAGAUCCACUAUGUCAAUCAGAACUGCCUUUGCUUUUUUCCUGCAAAAAAUCCCCACCCUAUUUAUGAAGUGAGAAAAAUAUUGGCAACAACACUGUAUAGUUGGAGAAAGAGAUAAGACACUAUGAUGCUAGUUAUCGAUUAUAUACAACAGUUUUCUAUUCAACGCCGUAAAUAGAAACCUGGUUGAGACCAUUUUUCAUUGCCCAUAUCUCUGACAGUAUGAGUUUCUUCAGUCUCCUUACUGUGGUUUUGUCAAUCGGAAGACUUUCUUUUCAGCUGAAGAAUUGCAAUAUAUUUUUAUAAAGUGCCAUUUUCCUUCAUAAUAUGGGGAAUAAACAGUUUUAUUGAGAAAAGAGGCACUCUAUAGCUAUAUUAGUAAAGGCAUUACUAGAAAAUAUGACCAUUUAAAAAACUGAAAUGCUUAAUAUAUAAUUAGUGUUAUAUAAUACAACUUUGAAGCCAUCCAUUAACAGAUGUCCUGAAGAAAACUCUGACUUCCCCCGAUAACAGUUAUACACUAAAACUUAAUUUGUUUAAAUGAGGACUUCAUUUGUGAGCAUUGAACCCAGUACAGAUAUUUUGAUAUUUAUAAAAAAACCUACAUUUGUAGCAGUUUUCUGAUAUCUAAUUUCUGCAAACUUUUCCUAUUUUCCUCUGUUAGUUUUUGUUUCUUGACAUUAAAGUCAAGUUCUUCUAACUGGGAUGCUUAUACCUUUAUAACGUCUUUCUCUACCUUUCUUAUGGCCAAGAAUCUCCCGAAACUGAAUAAUAUUUUUUUGGCUAAAAAUAAGUGCAUACAAGUUUUCAGUAAGACAAAAACAACUUAUUUCAUGGAAGGCAGGCAAUAUGUGCUCAAACUCUUCCAAAUGGCAAAAUCUCUUCAUGCUUUCCAUAAGCCUUCCAAUAGUAAUGAAAGCAAUACUCAGUAUGUGACAUCAUGCAGCUCAGCAAAAGGUCAUCUAAAGUAGAGUUGCUGGAUUGAUGCUUUGACUAGAAUAUAUAACAUUUACUUUAAACAUAGAUUUUGUCUUACUAAUUAUUUCAGACUUUGUUUCAACAAUUAAGAAUAACUGCUAAUGAUUCCUGUCUGGAAGAGUAUGGACUCUUAAAUUAAAUGUAGUGGGCUUUGUGGUAUCUGUGCACAGGUGUGAGUGUGGCGGAGUGGCAAGUUACAGAAGCAGACUAAGUUCCUUCUUAUGCCUAAUAGCAAUGCAAAAGAAACAAUCUGAGCAAUACAUUUACACAGGACUGAAUGUUUUUCUAUAUAAAAACUAUAAAUGGAUAUGUCAACUAUUUCUAAUGCAUUGUAGUGCUGAAUGUGUAUUAGGCAAAAGGAAAACUAUAUAAUUUACUUUUUCUGUAUUGAGUGAUCAAGAAGCAUUCAAUCAUUGCAGGAAGUGAUUUGUCUAGCCCUAUUUUCUACAGCUACUUAUUAUUUGCCUCACAGAUGUUAACUUAUCUAAAAUAUCCCUCUUGAUGGCUAUCACCUAUGUUGUGAGAACCCGUAUGUCACAGAGUUGACCAUGAAACCUAUAAAAAAAACCCAGCUGAUCUGUGCAUUUUAUUGAACAAUUUCUUUUUAACUUCUUUUCCUGCUAUAUUAAGAGUCAGAAAGUGACUUCAACUAUAAAAAUGUAGGUCCAAUAGACUAGAAUGGUCAAGUUUUAUAGCUUCUCCUCAGCACAGCAUCACCAUGCAGCACGGCUUCCUUACUGAUUUCCAAGCCUCCUCCUCAGGAAUUGAUUUUAAGAUUUAACGAAUUGCUCAAAAAUCAUGUGCAACAAGGAAGCACAAAAACAUAGUUUGCAAUUUGAAGAAUGAAGUGUUGCUCUUUCUCCUUUUAUAAAGUAAACCUGUUCUUUGAAGUGCACUUUAGUGCAGAUGUAUAAGAAAGUUGAUUUAUUGACCUUAAAGAGUUCUUUAAUACAAAGAGUGUGUUUGUAUUUUGCAUAAUUUAUAAGGUUGUGUAUUUUAUUUAUUUUGAGAGGUAUUCUUAAUAUGUCUUAUUUGCUAAUGAUGAUGAUUUUCCCUUACUAUAACAAUGCUUUGAAAAUCAUCAAAACCAGACUAAUAAUGGUGUUCAGCACACAAAUUUAAAACCGUUUUAAACUUACUAUAUCGUUUAGCUUGGUUAUGAGGGUGAUUGGCACACAUUGCUACAACUGAUACAAUUUGUCAAUCAUUUGCUGAUUGCCUUUUUCCUCCUGUGAAAUACUAGUUUGAAGUGAUUGUCUAUCUGUACUCCUCCUCAAUGUGGUAUAUACAAUAUUACAGGAAAUGUUGGUAAUAUAAGAUGCUUUCUUGACUAUGAUAGUUCAGGAGCACAGCCUGUUAUGCUUCUCAAAAAAAGUCAUAUGUAAUAAUGCUGGAGUAGUUUUAACAAUGUUGCAUGAAACAGGAAAAGAUUCUUACAAAAAUUCUUCACACCUUGGAAAUACGAGUGUGCAUAUGGCUCUAGCUAUUCUUCAGAUAUUCAAAAUAACGAGAUGCUUCUAUUCAAUCCCAUUAUUAUUGGAGUUUUACUAGUCAGGUGUGUAAAAUCUAACGAUUCAGCACAAGAAGUGGGUAAUAUGUCACUGUAAAUUUACACCAUUAACUUUAGAGAGUUUGGCCUUUUAAUAAAAACUUACAUUGCUUCUCAGUGGAAUUUAAUUAAGCUGGUUAGAGCUUAAUAUUUAGGGGAAAAGUUGUACUUUUUUAAAAGGCAGUCUAUUGUCACAUUACUUGCCUGUGUUUUCACAAAUAACUAUCGCAAUUGUAUGUACAUAUGAUUAUUUGUCUGAACCAAUGCCCUGUUAAUAAAUGUACAGGCAUGACUGUUUUAAAAAAUGAACACAUACUUGUAUCUUUUGGCAUAUUAACGUAGGCUACCUAUUUUCAAACUUGGUGCUUACAAAAUCUGCUUGGUUGUCAUAGGUAUGCCAUAAGUCUCUUCUGAUGAACCUGCUUAGUUUGUAUUUAUACACAGUUAAUUUUAUUAAGAAAAACAACAUUUUUAUGUUCAUUCUUCUUUGAGUAUCAAAACAUCAAAAUUAAUUUAGUUUCAUUAUGUCCAAGAAUACUCUAAAGUGUCAAGAAACAAAUGAUUAUGGUUGUGUGCUGAUUUUGAUUCUUACAGUUAUUUUAAUGAAUUUUAAUAUAAAAAUUUUAUAUUUUUGUUGGAAAUGGUUAUUCUUAGUGAUUUAUCAGAAAGCAAAGGUUUUUAUAUGAAAAUAAAGAUAUUCUACUGUUUUAUCUUGUAAUGAACCACCUACUCCCACUUGGUGGAUUCUAUGCUUUCAGGUGAAUUGCUUGUCUCAGCAUACACUUUUUAAAGUUACAUGAAGUGUUUUUGAGGGGUGGAGGGCAAUGUUCCCACUACGCUUUUCCAUCCAUGUGUGGAUUUUUUCCCUCCACCUUUAGAAUAUAUUUUACAUGCAUUGAGGUAUGUGGAAAGGUGCACCUUUAAUAGCAACACAUCCUAACUGUGGGAGCUCUGCUAAUCUAUGGC